AUGUCACACACUUCAUGGUACAGUGUACAUCAUAGUAAUUCUCAGUUGUAAAUUUUCCUCUCUUUAUUUCUGUUUAUUAAUAAUCGUGUAAAUAUACGUGAUAAAUAUAGUUAAGUAAAUAUUUCUUAUGAACACAUUACGCGUGUUGUACGAAACAUUUUGAAAUUUCAUGAGCACCGCUAUAAGACUUGAUAGAUAUCACAAUUACAUAGAUGAAUUAAAAAUAUUUAAACAGUCAAUUAUCUAUUAUAUUAAUUAAUCGCAAUAUUCAGCGACGAUUUUAACCUUCAUUGUUAAAUGCUAGGCUUAUCUAUUUAUCUAUUCAUAAUCAAAGGUUUAUCAUCUAAAAAAGGUUAGACGAUGAAAAUAACAAGUGACAUUUGUUUCUAAUCAUGUUAAAACGUCGGUAUUAACAAUACCAAUUAGUGACAAUUAUUUACGAUUUCUUUUCAUCACUCGAUGAAACGUUUCACAGUGUUUCUUACUAUGUGCACAGAAUUAUAAAUUAAUUUCUGCUUGUAUUUCAUGAAAGUUAUGCUAUGAUAUUAGAAUCCGUUUUCUCGUGCACGAAUUUGAUUUUGGCAUGCGGCUCGUCCAUUCAUAUUCUGAUAAAACACUCUUACGCUCAAUACUCGAAAUUAUUGACACACGUUACGUUUGCCUGCGCCAGUAUCGCGAUCAUUGGCUCUCGAUCGUUCAUCGUUCUUACGUAUAAACUUUUCGUUAAAAAGUACACUUUCGAUCCAGUUGCGAUGCAGUUAGAGGAGGAGAGGAACAAAGAACGAUUCAAUAUUUUAGACGAGAUCUUCAGAACAUUAAGCAUGGCUGGGUUAAUUUAUUCCCUGUACUCUUCUCACGGAUAUUACGUGCUCGGUGUCUGCGUUGUAACUAGCUUAUCAAUUUUAGAUUUGUUCGAAUUGUACAGAAUGACGAAGAAGCAGCAGGAAAUGGAGAUAUCGCGUUCCUACGAUAACGUUAAUCAAACGAAAGCUACGUACGAAUCGAGGCUAAACAUUUUCAAUUGGGUGAUUCUUGGUGGAAGUUUCGCAUAUGCAGUAGGUAACAAUUACGCGGUAGUAGCAAAUUAUCCUUUGCUUCUGGCAAAUUGGGCAUUAUCUCCAGAAGGAUUUUAUCAAGGAUGGACCAUGCGGCGUACCGUUAAUGAUUACUUGAUGGCAACUUAUAUCAUGUGCAUGACGGAAGCCCUACGACAUUAAUGAUUACUUCAUGGCAACUUAUAUCAUGUGCUCUACGACAAAAUGGCACGUAAAGACGUUUCCUUUACGACACACACACAUUAGAAUUCCUUAAAAUGUCUCUACAUUAUAUAUAUAUAU
Messenger RNA from Heterotrigona itama, 1337 nucleotides. NCBI's taxonomy places the organism in Eukaryota, Metazoa, Arthropoda, Insecta, Hymenoptera, Apidae. The record is from the annotation of a GenBank genome assembly.